AGCUGGAAACACUCUAGGGAGAGAGGGCGCGUCGGCAGCUCCCCGUGGGGUAAGUCUUAAUUGCUUGGGCAGUCUAAUAGAGACGAUGGCUUGGGCAGUGCUUCUCAUCCUCGCUUCGUUCCUCACUCUUCCUCUCCCCUUCCUCUCCAUCGCCUCUCGUCUCCUCAAUCACAACGGUAAGUUCAAGAGGCGAUUCAUGCUGUCGUUCUUCUCCGUACAUCUUCUGCUGUGCGCCGCCAUCUUCGCCCUCUCCGAUCUCGAUUCUUCAUCCUCUUCCAACUAUCACGGAUUGAUCUCCGAGCUCGACGAUUUGAAUCUCAAGGUCUCCAGAUUAGAGACCAUUCUAGAGGAGAAUACCUACAUCUUAGUUUCUAAAACCCUGGAUUUAGAUGAAUACAACAAGCAGAUUGAGGAGCUGGAACAUGAGAUCCAGUUUCUACAGAAUUCUCUAAAUAAAAUGAAGACAUCGGCAGGUAGCUCUUCAGAUUCUGAAACAGUGGUUGCAGCGCUGGAACAAGAGGUACGACUUCUAUGGGCUGAAUCAAGAAAGAAUAACUUCAAUUACCACAUGUUAGAGUCUAAAGCAAAUGAAGAGGAGAACAAAGUGAAAGAAGUAACUUCAGUAAUAGUGAAGCACCGGAUUGGGCAUGGCGGCUACAAUUCAGUUUCUGGAGGUAGCUUCAGUUUUACUCUUGUGGAGAUUGAAGAGAUGGAGAAUAUUAUUACAGAGCAAUGGAUUCAAAUCAGACAACUUGAGCAAUCACUUCAAAUGAUGAAGAUUAUGAAAUCAAAUGUUCAUAAGAAAAGUACAGCAAAGGCUCAGAAGGAAAGGCCUAUCCUUUUUAGUGUUUUGAAGUUUAUGAAAGGUGUUCGCUAUGGUUAUCUUUCAGAUGGUGGUGGACCUGACUUGGUUGAUGCUUUCUUUCCUGGAAAUUAUAUCUCAAAGUCUUUUAUAUCUCGAGCUAUUGAUCAUCUUAAAAGAAUGUGGUCAGCUAUUAAAAAAUGGCACCAUGAGCUUCAAGGUUCAGUAAAAUGGGCACUGGAGAUGAAUGAAUUCACUGCUCCUCUUGCCAACAAGGAGGUCAUCUUCUUUCUGGCCUCUGUUCUAGUUGUGAUGCCAAUAAUGAGCGCUUGGGGUCUGUUUUGUAACCUUUCAGAAAGCUGGACUGCUGACUGAAUAAUCUAAGUUCUACCCAAGAUUUGAAAGAGUCGCUGUAAAUUUAAAUUGUAUAUGCUCACAAAAUUCUCCUUAUGGACAUGUGUAGAUUCCUCAGAAGCAACCGAUCUUUUCCAAAAGGAUUAUUGUUCUUGUCCAAAAUUGAAGUAUUUAUGACACUUCUAUUCCUCCAGUGCUUUUGCUUCCGGGGUACUUAUCCGCAAAUAGAACAUUAGCUUGAGGGCGCAGCUACUCGAUCAUGGCAUGUUUACACAAAAGCUCACCACUCGCGAAUUCUAACUUCUGUUAGAUCCAUCUAUUUCGAUAUGUGGAUGAGUUACUCUGAUUCUCUGAAUGUAAUUGGUCCUUUGGUCCGGAUUUUGGUUCUUACUAUCUGUACUUGGUCAACACUAUAUAUCUUGAACUUAUCAUCUACUUUCAUUUGAGUGAAAGGCUUACUGAUCUCUAUUGCGAGGAAAAAUGAUUCCCUUAAUACAUGGCAAAAAUUUACAGAUGA
Molecule: messenger RNA, 1673 nt
Organism: Asparagus officinalis (garden asparagus)
Lineage: Eukaryota; Viridiplantae; Streptophyta; Magnoliopsida; Asparagales; Asparagaceae
Exons: 10
Coding region: 86-1177 (363 amino acids)
Source: RefSeq, a predicted model, not a curated record